Bombina bombina (fire-bellied toad) is the source of this 1674-nucleotide messenger RNA. It is a transcript of the gene PCGF6, whose product is annotated as polycomb group ring finger 6. The record is from RefSeq and is a predicted model, not a curated record. The coding region runs from base 68 to 973 and encodes 301 amino acids. The transcript has 10 exons. Gene Ontology annotation, biological process: regulation of transcription by RNA polymerase II. Gene Ontology annotation, cellular component: PRC1 complex. Lineage: Eukaryota; Metazoa; Chordata; Amphibia; Anura; Bombinatoridae.
CUCUUGAGUAAAAUCCCAAGUUCCGUCUUUACCGCGAGGCAAGCGUGUGGCGCCAGGUGACGGCUGAAUGGAUGUGGAGUUCGGCGAGUCGGUACAUUCGGAGGAGGAGCUGGAACUGGUGAUUUCUCCGGCUUUAUCCGUUCCUAAAGUUACCACUUCCUUAUUUGACGAUAAAGAUGAAAUGUCCAGCGGGAAUGAAGUGUUGGAGGACGAAGGGGAAGAUGUGAAUAUUGAGGGGGAGUCCUUAGAAGAUGAGUCUGUUGAAGAGACUGUAGAGAAGCGUAUGAUUAACCUGGCUGAUCUAAAUCCUUAUAUUCUGUGCUCAAUCUGCAAAGGUUAUCUAAUAGAUGCUACAACAAUCACAGAAUGCCUUCAUACAUUUUGUAAAAGUUGCAUAGUUAAACAAUUCUACUACACUAACCGAUGUCCGAAGUGCAACAUUGUGGUUCAUCAAACGCAACCUCUAUAUAAUAUCAGGUCAGACAGACAAUUACAAGACCUUGUCUUCAAGAUAGUAGUCAAUUUGGAAGAAAGAGAAAAAAAACAAAUGUGUGUUUUCUAUAAAGAAAGGGGUCUAGAAGUUCCCAAACCAGUAGUUCCACAGCCUAUCUCAACUAACAGAGUAAAGACAAAGAAAUUAAUAGAACCUGUUUUCCGCAUUCCACCUGAAUUAGAUGUUUCCCUGCUUUUGGAGUUCAUGGGAGCUGAAGAAGGAACAGGAUGUUUUAAGGCACUGGAUAAGAAGUUUGUACGUGUUUCAGGAGAAGCUACAAUUGGACAUGUAGAGAAAUUCCUAAGAAGGAAAAUGGAACUUAAUGCAACUUGUCAAGUGGACAUAAUAUGUGGUGAUCACUUGUUGGAGCAUUUUCAGACAUUGAGGGAAAUUCUUAAUGCAAUUGGUAACAGUGCAAUUCAGGAUGGAUUACUUGUGCUUCACUUUGGUCUUGUGCUAUCUCCAUUAUCCUUAACUUGAGGGCUAAAAUGACUGAACAGCAGAGUUCCUUAAAAAAAAAGAAGACAAAAGGCCAUAAACUUCAUAUCUGGUCUUAAAGUGAAAACCAUAAAAGCUUUGGUACACUCAAGGAAAGGAAAAGGCUUUAUACGAAGAAAGUAUUUCAAGUUGAUUAUUGGGCUCAUUGGUGGUGUUAAUCCCUGUACGGCAGCUCUUACCAGCAACCUUGAUCAAUACAAAAAAUAAAUACAUGUGAGAGGCUUCAAAUAUAUUAUGAAGUUAGAAACCAUUGCUUGUGAGAACACCUUUCCAGUUUUUUGCUAUUAUAUAGAACCCUUUAGCAAAAGGGUUCUCUUCGUAUUGGUGACUGUGCUCUAGGGUCUACUCCAUUCCAGUUUUGAGAAUUUUGGCCAUUGUGCCUGGAUUUCUACAUCCUGGUCAUAGCUUUAUCUAUGAAAUAGCUAACAGUGGACUCUUUAUGCUUUAGAAAAUUCAUUCUUUUUUUUUUAUUAUUCCUGACUACUAAAAAAGCAUUGGAUUAUCCUAAAUCUAAUAUGAAGCUAUUGUCAAUUUAAUGAAUAGCUUAACAUAAUGCAAAUUUUGUAUUUCUGCCAGGUUUGCAAUGUUCUCUUUCUUACUGCUGAUAAAAAUGAUUGGUGCGUUUUUAUAAAUAUUUUUAUAUGCAGCAGUAUAAUUAAAAAUCACUGUAAAUUCGUUGCAAA